GGCAAAGUUAAAUAUUUAGGACUUUCCGAAUGCUCAGCUAAUACGCUUCGACGCGCUUAUAAGAUUCAUCCAAUCGCUGCUGUUCAGAUGGAAUAUAGUCCAUGGUCUCUUGACAUUGAGACAAAUGGACUUAAAGAAGCUUGCGAAGAACUUGGUGUUACAAUUGUCGCGUAUAGUCCAUUAGGACGUGGUUUUUUAUCGGGAAGAUAUAGAUCCGAAGAAGAUUUUGAGCCUGGCGACUCUCGCAGAGCAAAUCCUCGUUAUCCUCGUUUUACAGGAGAAAAUUUUGUAAAAAAUUUAGAACUAGUAAAAGAGAUUGAAAAGUUGGCCAAAAAGAAAGGUGUUACUUCCAGUCAACUUUGUUUGUCAUGGGUUUUAGCUCAGGGUGAAAAUAUUGUUGCAAUUCCCGGUACUAAAAAAAUUAAAUAUUUGGAGGAAAAUUUUCAAGCCGCUAAUAUUAAUUUAACCUCUGAGGAGUUGGCCGAAAUUCGAAAAAUUAUUAACUCUAUUGGAGUAGCCGGAAGUCGAUAUAGUGAAGCAAAUGCAAAGGUAAAGUAUAUUUUGGAAAAUACACAUUCCGGAUAUUCCACUUUACACAGCAGUCUGAAAUAUUAA
Molecule: messenger RNA, 615 nt
Organism: Dentiscutata erythropus
Lineage: Eukaryota; Fungi; Glomeromycota; Glomeromycetes; Diversisporales; Gigasporaceae
Source: the annotation of a GenBank genome assembly